Coregonus sp. 'balchen' is the source of this 3339-nucleotide messenger RNA. NCBI's taxonomy places the organism in Eukaryota, Metazoa, Chordata, Actinopteri, Salmoniformes, Salmonidae. The record is from the annotation of a GenBank genome assembly.
CAGAGACAGAUUUUCCGCCGAGUUGGGCCUCUCUCCUUACUUCUUCCUCUCUGCUCGUAGUAUUUAGAGGCGAUCAUAGUGCAAAGGGUUCAACUCAUAUGUAUUCUUGCAUGAAACGCUCCAUACCUGCUUGCGUUGCGUACGAGAAUUUAUAAUACUGCUACUUAUUCUAUUUCAUCAUGUCUCAUUACGAAGAAGUAAAGGUCCAUGGUUAUGAUGAAUUCUGCAAAGCAGUGUCUGAGAGGAAAGGAAAGGACAUAUUCGCAUAUUUCUCUGGUGAUAAAGACGCUCAAGGGAUGAGUUGGUGUCCAGAUUGUGUGAAAGGUAAUAUAGUUAUUAUUUUAUGGCUGUAAUAAUUUGUAUUUGACACAUAUAGCAGUUGGCUUUCUAUUCCAGCUAUCUGUCAUAAUGCGUCAGUAUCUGCUGCGUUAUGGUCGGCAAUUCAUUGUAGCCAAGCCGACUAUUCUCUCUGUAAUGUGUUUACUGGGGAUGCUCGUCUUAUACUCUAUUUUCUGUAUUAUUUUAGGAAGUUGUAGCUGUUGUGUGAUUUAUUGCGUGCAUAAAUCAAAGCCACACAGAUUUGCCAGCUUUGUUCUCCUCUUUCCCCUCCAGCUGAGCCAGUUGUUAGAGGAGAGAUGUCCCACCUUCCCGAGGGCUCUGUCUUCAUCUACUGUCAGGUUGGAGAGAGGCCAUAGUAUGUUCUCGACUUUUUCUUUAUAUUCACUGGUGAUGAAAGCAGAAUGAUAGUGCUGUGCAAUCCACAGGCAAUAGAAAAUAAGUAUUUUUCUUACCCUCAAAUGCAGCUAGUAGUUUUGAAAAGCUUAGAUAAAUUGUGCAAGUUGUAACAUCAUUAAUUUUUGGCUCUCUCGGACAGCAUAUUUGAAUUGAGCAAAAUACACUGAACAAAAAUAUGAACGCAACAUGUUUCAUGAGCUGAAAUCAAAGAUCCCAGACAUUUUCCAUACGCACAAAAAGCUUAUUUCUCUCAAAUUUUGUGCACAAAUGUGUUUACAUCCAUGUUAGUGAGCAUUUCUCAUUUGCCAAGAUAAUCCAUCCACCUGACAGGUGUGGCAUAUCAAGAAACUGAUUAAACAGCAUGAUCAUUACACAGGUGCACCUUGUGCUGGGGACAAUAAAAGGCCACUCUAAAAUGUGCAGUUUUGUCACAAAAGACAGGAAUGUCCACCAGAACUGUUGCCAGAGAAUUUUAUGCUAUCUGUUCAACCAUAAGCCACCUCCAACGUUGUUUUAGAGAAUUUGGCAGUACGUCCAACUGGCCUCACAACCACAGACCACGUGUAUGGCGUUGUGUGGGUGAGCGGUUUGCUAAACAGAGUACCCCAUGGUGGCAGUGGGGUUAUGUCGUGGGCAGGCAUAAGCUACGGACAACGAACACAAUUGGAUUUUAUUGAUGGCAAUUUGAAUGCACAGAGAUACCGUGACGAGAUCCUGAGGCCCAUUGUCCUGCCAUUCAUCCGCCGCCAUCACCUCAUGUUUCAGCAUAAUAAUUUACGGCCCAAUGUCGCAAGGAUCUGUACACAAUUCCUGGAAGCUGAAAAUGUCCCAGUUCUUCCAUGGCCUGCAUACUCACCAGACGUGUCAUCCAUUGAGCAUGUUUGGGAUGCUCUGGAUAGACGUGUAUGACACCGUGUUCCAGUUCCUGCCAAAAUCCAGCAGCUUCACACAGCCAUUGAAGAGGAGUGGGACAACAUUCCACAGGCCACAAUCAACAGCCUGAUCAACUCUAUGCGAAGGAGAUGUUGUGCAGCAUGAGGCAAAUGGUGGUCACACCAGAUACUGACUGGUUUUCUGAUCCACGCCCUACCUUUUUUAAAAGUAUCUGUGACCAACAGAUGCAUAUCUGUAUUCCCAGUCAUGUGAAAUCCAUAGAUUAGGGCCUAAUUAAUUUAUUUCAAUUGACUGAUUUCCUUAUAUGAACUGUAACUCAGUAAAAUCUUUGAAAUUGUUGCAUGUUGCAUUUAUAUUUUUGUUCAGUGUACAAUGCACAAAAUUAUACAUUUUAACUAUGUCUGACUUUUGUAUUUUGCUUAAUUUACCUUUUCAUCUUUGACCAGUUGGAAGGAUCCCAAUAAUAAGUUCAAGAAGACUCUGAAGCUCAGUGGAGUUCCUACUCUGAUCCGAUAUGGCACGGUGAGCAUAAGUGCAUGGCAAGGUCACAAAUAAAAUAAUUUCUAGUAUAGUGAUCGAUUUGCAAAUUGCCUUUCAAAGGAGAAAAAAGUGUGGCUUUUUCUUUGGAUUUUGUGGCAACACUCAAAGGCUCCUAAAAGCGUUGAUUAUUAUUUUAUAGAUAGUCAAUCUGUAAUUUGAAAAAAAACUGUUAUAACACAUUGGUGAGGUUGUUAUUACAUUUACAUUUACGUCAUUUAGCAGACGCUCUUAUCCAGAGCGACUUACAGUUAGUGCAUACAUUAUUAUAAAAAAUAAAAAAAUCAUACUGGCCCCCCGUGGGAAUCGAACCCACAACCCUGGCGUUGCAAACACCAUGCUCUACCAACUGAGCUACAUCCCUGCCGGCCAUUCCCUCCCAUACCCUGGACGACGCUGGGCCAUUCUAGAUAAAAUAUACCUUCAGGGAAAGUCUUACCAAAACAUGCUAAGUUCUGUUUCUUUUCCUCCAUCAUCUAAUUCAGCCUCAGAAGCUGGUUGAAGAGGAGUGCUUCAAAGCUGACCUGGUGAGGAUGAUGUUCACCGAGGACUAGAGGACCACAGAGGACUACACUCGCCCUACACUUGGUCAUCUUCCAUUUCCCACUGUCCUGUCUCUUUCCUGAGAUCCAGCCCCAGCCCAGGCACUUUUUGACUACACUAGAUUGAAUAGGAAUGAUUGUUUCUUUGGAAUUCAAAUACACUCUCCUCUCCCUCUCACUGCGAGGCAGUGUUAAUCAGUGAAUGUGUUGCUAUUCUUAUAUGGAAAUAAAAAACAACUAUAACAUAACCAGAGGCCUUGGUAGAGCUAGCUGACUGAUUUUAUAAUUUGAUGUUUAAUGUAGUAAAUUAAAUAGAAGAGUUAUCAUAACAUAGCCCACUUUUGACAAAUAUCUUAGAUUGCCCUAAGUGGUAGGCAGCCUACUCCUAGAAUGUGAUGUGCCAGACGAAUUGUGUCAAAUGAAUUGAAUCUCAUCAAUUGAUGAUUCUUAUUCCUUACUUAUGGCAGAAAUCUAUAGGGUGAAGAUAUCAACUGAAACAUUACCUGUUAUACUGUGAUUGGCGUGUUGUUGUGUAGAACUUAGUCAAGUGAAAUAAAUGAUGGUUGGAUGACAAAAUAAAUAUGUGUAAAAUAGUUUGUCUAUAGUGCAGUUCAUUUUGUGAGACGCUAGG